This is a messenger RNA of Triplophysa dalaica, 3329 nucleotides long. It is a transcript of the gene paics, whose product is annotated as phosphoribosylaminoimidazole carboxylase, phosphoribosylaminoimidazole succinocarboxamide synthetase. The coding region runs from base 114 to 3176 and encodes 1020 amino acids. The transcript has 15 exons. Gene Ontology annotation, biological process: 'de novo' IMP biosynthetic process. The record is from RefSeq and is a predicted model, not a curated record. Lineage: Eukaryota; Metazoa; Chordata; Actinopteri; Cypriniformes; Nemacheilidae. Gene Ontology annotation, molecular function: phosphoribosylaminoimidazolesuccinocarboxamide synthase activity.
CUCAGUCGUCUGGUUGCCUAGGACACUGAGCUUAAAGUCUACAGGGAGGGGGAGCGGAGAGGAUAAAGGCAGAGACGAACAAACAGAAGCCAUUUCUAGGCAAGCUUAGAAACAUGGAGCCUAAAACAGAGCAACAAAACAAUGCCGGGGAGAAAAAGAGGACAAGGGGAGCAACUAGACAGUGGAGAGGGGAGGAAGUUAAAAAUCUGGUUUUAGUGUGGAGGGAGAGACAGGCGUGGGAAGAGGAAGAGAGCAGGGCCAAAUAUGAUGCCAUCUCAAGCCGACUGAGAGAGCUCGGGGUGUGUAGAGACUGGUUAGAUUGUAAGGCCCAGAGUGCCAACAUGGCUCUUCCAGAUUGGAGGCCUACACAGACUCGCUACAAACAGACCCAAAGGCCUCACAUGGCGGAUGAAGAGCAAAUGGAGGCCGAUAGGAGAGAGGAGGCUACGAAUCUACCAGAAGGAAUUGAAGGAGGGAGACAUUGGUCUGACAAAGAGGUUAGAUCUCUCCUUAAAGUCUGGUCUGACCGAGAGGUUCACAGGCAGCUCCAACGCACCCACAGAAACAAGGUCAUCUUCCAAGAGAUGGCACAACGCCUAGAGCGACAACACAAUGUGUUGCGAGAUUGGAGACAAUGCCGAACCAAAUACAAGAACCUCAAAUAUGACUACAAAGUUAGCAAAAGCCAAGGCCGGCCAAUGAGAUUCGGUGCCGAGCUCGAAUCUAUACUAGAGGGAAAAGAGGAAAGCAGUAUGGAGAGGAAUUCAUAUAGGAAAAUAGCCAACAGAGACCAGGUGACUACGAUGAAUGAAUCUGCAGAAGAACAGGUCAUCAGAAUUGAUGAUGAUGAAAGUCUGGCAGGGAUGCAAACCAUAAUGAAAACUGCAAACCAUCCGUUGACCCCAAGUGAGGCUGAAACUACAGCACCACCAAAUGAACCAAACAUAAUCACUGUGCACGACUCAGGAAGAAACUGGAGCGAGGAAGAAGUGGCCGCGCUGCUUGGAAUCUGGGCAGAAGAAGGGAUCCAGGGACAGCUACAAGGCUCGACCAGAAAUAAAGACAUAUUCGUGCAGAUUUCACGCAGGCUUCUUCAACAAGGCGUAGAAAGGGACUGGAAACAAUGCCGCACCAAGUACAAAAACCUGAAAUACCUCUAUCGUUCUCUGCAAAGGGGAAAGAGCGAUAUUGGGGAUCCUCGUCGUUUCAUGAGGUUUUAUGACCAGCUGGAUGCCCUUCUGUCCAAGCCUUCUAGAAGUCGCAUGGAUUAUUCAGAGUUUUCCACUGGAAAUAGUUUGAUUAUGAGUUCUACGGUGUUUGAUGUUCCUGAAUUUGAAGAGCACUCAAUGGGAGGGAAUCCUCAGGAUGACAAUAACAUUGUUGCAGUUAAAUAUGACCAGCCGCCUGUGGAUGAGGCAACGUUGAGAUCACCCGUGGUUUCUGCAAGAGUCUUCAAGAGCCAAGAUGGUUCAGGGAAUGUGACAAAUGAGGAACUUGGGGUACCUAAAUUAAAAUCCAUGAUGGUUCAGACAUCCAGAAGCCCUCAAAUAGCAUAUGAACAGCAUCUGUCCUCUGAUUCUAUGACUGGUGUUAUAUAUGAAGACAAUCAAGAUUAUAAUACAGACAACAUGGACCAGUCACACACAAGAGGAGAGCAUGUGAUGGCUAACAGAGGACGAAAAAGAAAGGCAACAGAUGAAGGGGACAGUGUGGUUUGUAAACGGUUUCACCACAGUACUGAGGAUGGGGAUAGCAGCACAGACUGGUCGGAGAAUAUAGACUUUGAAUGUAAAGAAGAAGUGGAUCAAUACAUUCCCAUCAUGGAGAUCACAUCAGUGUGUUCAAUGGCGUCUAAUGCAAUCACGUCUGCUCAAUCGGAAAAGCGAAUCGCAACAAACAUGCAGAACAAAGCAGAACUGAAACUGGGACAAAAACUGAACGAGGGAAAGACCAAGCAGAUAUUUGAGCUCGUGGAUGAGGCGAGUCAUGUUCUGGUCCAGUCUAAAGAUCAGAUCACAGCAGGCAAUGCGGUUCGGAAGGAUCAGAUGGAGGGCAAAGCCGCUAUUUCCAACAACACCACUAGUUGUGUGUUCAAACUACUGCAGGAUGCAGGAUUCAAGACCGCGUUUGUCAGGCAACAUUCUGAGACUGCAUUUGUGGCGGCCCGCUGUGAGAUGAUACCCAUCGAGUGGGUUUGCAGACGGAUCGCCACAGGCUCUUUCCUAAAACGAAACCCUGGGGUCAAAGAGGGCUACCGCUUCACUCCUCUAAAGCUGGAGACGUUCUUCAAGGAUGAUGCCAAUAAUGAUCCUCAGUGGUCAGAGGAGCAGAUAUUGGCUGCUGGAUUUGAUCUGGCAGGCCUGACCAUCGGCCGCUGUGAGGUGGACAUCAUGAGCAAAAGCACCGUGGCCAUUUUUGAACUCCUGGAGAAAGCCUGGGCAACACAGGACUGCACUCUGGUGGAUAUGAAAAUAGAAUUUGGUGUAAAUGUGACCACUAAGGAGAUUGUGCUGGCUGAUGUGAUUGACAACGACUCGUGGAGGCUGUGGCCGGCUGGGGAUCGCAGUCAGCAGAAAGACAAACAGGUGUACCGUGAUUUGAAAGAAGUGACUCCAGAGGCCAUGCAGAUGGUGAAAAGAAACUUUGAGUGGGUCGCUGAGCGAGUGAAGCUGCUCUUGGAGUCACAAGCAAGAGGAAGAGUUGUUGUUCUGAUGGGCUCUACUUCAGAUGUGGCUCACUGUGAAAAGAUCCGGAAGGCUUGUGGCUCAUACGGAAUUCCCUGCCAUCUUAGAGUGACGUCAGCUCAUAAAGGCCCUGAUGAGACGCUCCGUAUCAAAGCUGAAUAUGAGGGUGAUGGAGAACCCACCAUUUUUGUUGCAGUUGCGGGAAGAAGUAAUGGCUUAGGUCCUGUGAUGUCAGGAAACACAGCCUACCCUGUUAUUAAUUGUCCUCCUAUUACCCCCGACUGGGGUGCUCAGGAUAUCUGGUCAUCUCUUCGCAUGCCAAGCGGUCUUGGAUGCUCCACAGUACUGUCUCCUGAAGCCGCCGCCCAAUUUGCAGCUCAGAUUUUUGGUCUAAAUGACCACAUGGUCUGGGCCAAACUUCGUGCAUCAAUGCUAAACACCUGGAUUUCCCUAAAACAGGCUGACAAGAAACUACAAGAGUGCAGCCUGUAAAGGACCAGCAUUUACAUUCCCUUCAACCACUUUUACAAUUCUGCUUCUGUCCUGUCUUGAUACCUGUCAUUGCCUUCAAAAUAAUUAAGAUGUGCUGACCUAGAUUCCUUUUCAGGUGUAAAUUCACCAAUAAACAUUCCGUUAUAUAUUGUC